Molecule: messenger RNA, 2409 nt
Organism: Scleropages formosus (Asian bonytongue)
Lineage: Eukaryota; Metazoa; Chordata; Actinopteri; Osteoglossiformes; Osteoglossidae
Gene: mkrn1
Product: makorin, ring finger protein, 1
Exons: 8
Coding region: 9-1349 (446 amino acids)
Biological process (GO): protein polyubiquitination
Molecular function (GO): metal ion binding; ubiquitin protein ligase activity
Source: RefSeq, a predicted model, not a curated record
AAACAGUAAUGGCGGAGGCAGCGGCAGCGUCUACAGCGGCUCCGGCGGUAACAGGCGGCAGCUGGACGAAACACGUAACGUGCAGGUACUUUAUGCACGGGGUUUGCAAAGAAGGUUCCAACUGUCGCUACUCCCAUGAGCUGAGCAGCAGCAAGCCUCCCAUGAUGUGCAGGUACUUCCAAAGAGGAUGCUGUGCCUAUGGAGACUUGUGCAGGUAUGAACAUGCUAAGCCAGCCAAGCACCAGGAGGAGCCUGUGGGCCUCGAGCCAGAGAUGCCGCUGUCCCCUGCCCCCACCCCAGCACCCCAGCCCCUCGCCGGCACUCCAGAGAUUAAGCCCAGUGAACCGGGCCGCACAGUGCAGCCAUAUGGUUCAGGGGCUGUUGACUGGGUCCUUGCCGCUGAGUUUAUUCCAGGCCAGCCUUACUGUGGGCGAGCUGCAGCAACUGAACCCAUACUGGUGGAGGGGCCCACCUUGCUCAUUGAGGAGGAGUAUAAGAAAGAACAUGAGGACAAAGAGCUGAGGAAGCAGCUGUGCCCAUAUGCUGCUGUGGGCGAGUGCCGCUAUGGCCUCAACUGCGCGUACCUUCACGGUGAUGUGUGCGACAUGUGCGGCCUGCAGGUCCUCCACCCCUCCGACACGGCACAGCGUUCACAACACAUCAAGGCAUGCAUCGAGGCUCACGAGAAGGACAUGGAGAUCUCCUUCGCCAUCCAGCGCAGCAAGGACAUGAUGUGCGGCGUGUGUAUGGAGGUGGUUUUUGAGAAGAGCAAUCCCAGCGACCGCCGCUUUGGCAUCCUAUCCAACUGCUGCCACUGCUACUGUCUCAAGUGCAUCCGCAAGUGGCGGUGCGCCAAGCAGUUUGAGAGCAAAAUCAUCAAGUCUUGUCCAGAAUGUCGAAUCACAUCCAAUUUUGUCAUACCGAGUGAAUAUUGGGUGGAGGACAAAGAGGAGAAACAGAAACUCAUCCAGAAGUACAAGGAUGGCAUGGGCAGUAAACCCUGCCGGUAUUUUGAUGAGGGACGAGGGACCUGCCCAUUUGGAGCAAACUGUUUCUAUAAGCAUGCCUACCCUGACGGGCGCUUGGAGGAGCCCCACCCACAACGGCGCCAGGCAGGGUCUGCUGGGAGGCACAGGAGUUCCAGACGAACGCCUCUGUGGGACCUGUUUGACGAGCGUGAAAGUAACGACUCCUUUGAUAAUGAGGACGAGGAAAUGGUGACCUUCGAUUUGAGUGAGAUGUUGCUGAUGCUCCUGGCAGCUGGCACUGACGAUGACGCAACAGACUCGGAGGAUGAGUGGGACUUGUUUCAUGAAGAGCUGGAUGACUACUAUGAGGUUUAUCUAUAGCGCUCCUGCCAAAGUCCUGCCCUUAAGACCUAACCAUGCCUCCCACCAAUAACCCCACCUUCCGACUAGACCUAGUAUGGACUGUCUUGUGUGAGUGUUGGACAGUAGCUUCUUUCCCUGUGUUGUGGCAGUGCCUUUUAGCAGGCCAAUAUUAAAUGAAUUAAAAAAUGUAAAAAAAAAACAAAAAAAAAGGAAAAGAUCGGAUGAAAACAGGUCAUUGCCCCGUGCUAUAAUAUUUUCUAGAACUCUGUCCGUUCUGUGCGUUUGUCAAUGUCCAGUUUAUUUAAAAACAAGAAAAAAAAAAAGAAAAAGUUUUAAAAAAAAAAAAAAAAAAAGAAAAGAAAGGAGAAAAAAACAUGGAAUGGUAUUACAAAUAAACCUUGUUGAGUUUAUUCUUGGGUGUGUAUGUCAUGUACCCAGGUGUCUGAAAAACGUGUCUGAGGAUGCUUAAUGGCAACACACUGGUAAAGACUGUUUUUCCACUCAAGUUCUGUUUCUGUUUAAUGCACUGAAUUUAGUUGGGGUAGUUUUAUUCUCCAUAUGCACAAGUGCACUCUUAAGUUCAUACGAACACCUAAUGAACUAUUCCCCAGGUAUAAAAUGUCGGUAAACACUUUUUUUUUAAAAAAAUUAAAAAAAAAAAAAAAACGUCCUGGAGCACAUUUUUACCCUCUUGACAAUACCACUCCGUUACGAAUACCCAUGGCUCAUAAUGGCAAGUCUUUUCCCAGGACCAAAUUGUAACGUUAUCCUCAUGUUUUGCACUCAAACCUCAAAUGCAGUUUCAAUGAAUCAAUGUUUAUCAAAAUGUUCUAUAUACAUAUGUUGUGUCAAAAUAAAUAUUGCAUAUUCAAGCUAACUUUUGGUGAAAACCAAAACACAAAGCCGUCUUUGCUCGUAAAUUCUUUAACAGCUUUGGAAUACAUAUUUAUGUGGAAAUGUUUGCUUUCUAUGAUCCAAAACCAUUAAACAAUACUUGACAAUUAAAGUUUAUUAUCAAAGGAAUCCAAGGGUUUUAUGUUUCCUUUUCGUUCUACCAAAUAAGCCAGAGGUGUUCUUA